UCUCGCGACCAAUUCGUUGACGAUUUACUUGUAAAGGAACUGUGCUCAGAGUGUGCAUUGGACACUGCUGUCAUGAUGUGCCCAACGACGGCGUUAUAUUUCGUAGUCAUGUUGCUGUCAUUGACUACUGCGCAAGAUACAUCAACAGAUGACAUUAACAAAUUGGAUAACAUAGAGGUGAAACCUUCGGCUAGAUUAGAUCCUUACAUUAGGAAAGCUUUAUUAAGAGCGCUUAGUGAACUUGAAGAAAGUGGGGAUAUUACAACAGCCUCGGACGCUAGCGAUGGACCUUUAAGCACGAACACUGGAAUUCAACUAAACGAAGACUUCACCGAAACUCAGACAGCUAAAGAAGGUAUCCAAAUACAUUCGUUUGUCGUAAAUGGGCAGGCAGCUUUUGAAAACAGCACAAGCUUUAAUCCAACCGUCUUGGAAAAUAACAUUUCUAUAUUAAGUACAACAGCUGGGAAUGUUGAAAAUCAAGCAACACUUACUCGUUCUACACUAUCUCCGAUAAAUGAUUAUUAUCGAACGAAAACCUCUGGAAUUAAUCAACAACAAGUAAGGAGUAUACCGACUUCAACAUUACAAAAUAUCAAAAAUGACGAAAAGGCAUCAUUCAAGCAAAAACUUUCAACAACGACCACAACGACCACGACCACGACUACGACUACAACUCCAAAACCAACGCACAAUGAAGAUGGUGAAAAUAUAGAAGACGUGGACAAAAGGGACGUUCAGGUCUAUCAAGCGCCAUUAGUUGCGGCUUUCACUGUUCAUCAAGACGCUAAUGGACUUCCCAAAAAGGUUAUACCACUUUAUCAACAGACUCAUGGCCAACAACUAUUAAGGCCUUCACCGACUAAUAUCGUGCCUAACGUAUUCACACCUCAACCACUGAGACAAACUAUCCCAUUGCCAACCAAUUUACCUAACAGAAACAUAAAUACUCAAAAUGAAUUUAUUGCACAUCAGUUCGUUUUACAAAAGGAGUUGGAAGAAAAACAAAGGAUUCUUGAGGAGCAAUUGCGUCUCCUGCAGCUACAGCAAAGUCAACAAGAAGAACUAUUGAGAAAACAACAAUUUCUUCUACAAAACAAGCAAGUACAGAAUAAUGUAUUUGACCAAUCUAGAAACCGAAACAUUCUGUCGAAUAAUCCUGUGAAUAAUUUUUCAGUACAGAAAAAUUCUCAACAAACUCAAUCGUUUAAUCAAAACGCUUUACGUCCACAAAAUUCAUUCUUAACUGUCCAGCCUAGUGUACCUGUGGAGCAAACUACAACCGUGUCUAAUCAGCAACAGCUUCCAAAUCGAGAAGCAGUUGAUUUUCUCUUACAAUUACGUAAUCACCAGUUUCCACUUCAAGAGAAUCAUCUACCCCAAGGCAUCGGUACGUUUUUACAACCAAGCCCUACGCAAAGUUUUCACCAAGGUUUAAACUUGAACCAAAUUUCCACAAAUCAACAAGUUCCUAAACAAAACACUCGUGUUUUCCGCCAAGAGGUAGGUGUUGGCAACUUAGGAAUCAACAAUCAAAACUACAAUCGCUUCAAUACUUUUAAUCCUGUUCACACGAACAGAUUUUUCCCGCAGCAAUCGAGAACCAAUCAAUUUACACCAGAUUUUGAGCUCAAGCAAUUAUUAUUCCAAACUGGACUGAAUGGACGACACAACGAAGAUUUGAAUAUUGUAUCUAAAGUUCUGUCUCUAAAUCAUGGCAUACCAUUGAAUAAUGUUUCAAACCGUUUACCUUUUGACAGUAGAAGACAAGUAAACACAUUUAUCUAA
Molecule: messenger RNA, 1788 nt
Organism: Bombyx mandarina (wild silkworm)
Lineage: Eukaryota; Metazoa; Arthropoda; Insecta; Lepidoptera; Bombycidae
Source: RefSeq, a predicted model, not a curated record